AUGACCAGAGCGCUCUGGGUAGGGGAUGGUGCCCCUCUCGGGGGCAGUUCUGGCGGCUCCGUGCUGGUGGUCAGGCUGUACCAUGGGUCUGGGUGCCCCUUGGGGGGCACUGUCCCCGUGUCCCCCAGGGUGACACCCCUCUAUCCCCAGAGCUCCAUGAACCUGCCCCCAGACAAAGCCUGGCUCCUGCGCCAGUACGACAACGAGAAGAAGUGGGACCUCAUCUGUGACCAGGAGCGGUUCCAGGUGAAGAGCCCACCCCACGCCUACAUCCAGAAGCUGCGCAGCUUCCUGGAGCCGGGUGUGACACGGAAGAAGUUCAGGAGGAGGGUGCAGGAGUCGACCAAGGUUCUGCGCGAGCUGGAGAUCAGCCUGAGGACGAACCACAUCGGGUGGGUGCGGGAGUUCCUCAAUGAUGAGAACAAAGGGCUGGACGUGCUGGUGAACUACCUGUCCUUCGCCCAGUGCGCCGUCAUGUUGGAUUUUGAGGGCCUGGAAGGCGGCGAGGAUGGCGCACUGGAGAAGCUGCGUGCCUGGAGCAGGUCCAUCGAGGAUCUGCAGCACCCCAGCUCCCUGCCCGCCCCCUUUGCCAGCAGCCUGGCCCGCUCUGCCCGCCAGACCGCCCUACGCUAUGGGACGCUGCCCAGCCGCAGGGCACUGAAGAACUCGCGCCUGGUGAGCCAGAAGGAUGACGUCCACCUCUGCAUCAUGUGUCUUCGGGCCAUCAUGAACUACCAGUACGGCUUCAACCUGGUCAUGUCUCACCCACACGCUGUCAAUGAGAUCGCCCUGAGCCUCAAUAACAAGAACCCGAGGAUGAAGGCGCUGGUGCUGGAGCUGCUGGCGGCUGUCUGCCUGGUGAGGGGAGGCCAUGAGAUCAUCCUCGCAGCCUUUGACAACUUCAAGGAGGUGUGCAAGGAGAAGCACCGCUUUGAGCGGCUGAUGGAAUAUUUCCGCAACGAGGACAGCAGCAUCGACUUCAUGGUGGCCUGCAUGCAGUUCAUCAACAUCGUGGUGCACUCGGUGGAGGACAUGAACUUCCGUGUCCAUCUCCAGUAUGAGUUCACCAAACUGGGGCUGGAGGAGUUCCUGCAGAAGUCGAGGCACACGGAGAGCGAGAAGCUGCAGGUGCAGAUCCAGGCGUACCUGGACAACGUCUUCGAUGUGGGGGGGCUGCUGGAGGAUGCCGAGACCAAGAACGUGGCCCUGGAGAAGGUGGAGGAGCUGGAGGAGCACCUGUCCCAUCUAACGGAGAAGCUGCUGGACCUGGAGAACGAGAACAUGAUGCGGGUGGCGGAGCUGGAGAAGCAGCUGCUGCAGCGAGAGAAGGAGCUGGAGGUGGUCAAGGAGACCUACGAGCACACGAGCCACCAGGUGCACACGCUGCGCAGGAUGAUCAAGGAGAAGGACGAAGCUUUCCGGCGGCGCUACGGCUCCGAGCCGCCCGCCCCCGUGAGGAGGGGAAGCCCCUGGGGACACCCCAAACUGGGGCAUCUCAGAGCUGGCUGUCCCCAGGGCUCCCAGGCAGGGAGGUGCCUGGUGCUGGGCCACUCCCGAGGCUCGGCGGUGCCCAGAACGGGGGUCUCACCCUCUGACGGCUUCACAGGGAAAUGUCCCCCGGCCCCGCCGCUGCCCGGGGCUUCACCCUCCAUCGCCCUCACGGUCGGGCUCUCAGCCAUCCGGAUCAAGAAGCCCAUCAAGACCAAAUUCCGGUUGCCCGUGUUCAACUGGACGGCGCUGAAGCCCAGCCAGAUCAGCGGCACUGUGUUCAGCGAGCUGGACGACGAGCGCGUGCUGGAGGACCUGGACCUGGAGCGUUUUGAGGAGCUGUUCAAGACCAAGGCGCAGGGCCCGGCGCUGGACCUGGUGUGUGCCAAGAGCAAGGCGGCGCAGAAAGUGGCCACCAAGGUGACGCUGCUGGAGGCCAACCGUGCCAAGAACUUGGCCAUCACCCUGCGCAAGGCCGGGCGCAGCGCCGACGAGAUCUGCCGGGCCAUCCACACGUUUGACCUGGCGACGCUGCCGGUGGAUUUCGUGGAGUGCCUGAUGCGGUUCCUGCCGACGGAGGCGGAGGCGAAGGCGCUGCGCCAGUACGAGCGCGAGCGGAAGCCGCUGGAGGAGCUGGCGGACGAGGACAGGUUCAUGCUGCAGUUCAGCAAGGUGGAGAGGCUGCCGCAGCGCAUGGCCAUCAUGGCCUUCCUCGGCAACUUCGCCGAGAACAUCCAGAUGCUGACGCCGCAACUCAACGCCAUCAUCGCAGCCUCGGCCUCUGUCAAGUCGUCCCAGAAGCUGAAGCACAUGUUGGAGAUCAUCUUGGCGCUGGGCAACUACAUGAACAGCAGCAAACGCGGUGCAGUCUACGGCUUCAAACUGCAGAGCCUGGACCUGCUCUUGGACACCAAGUCAACGGACAGGAAGAUGACACUGCUGCACUUCAUCGCGCUGACGGUGCGGGAGAAGUACCCAGAGCUGGCGACCUUCUGGCAGGAGCUGCAUUUUGUGGAGAAGGCUGCAGCAGUGUCCCUGGAGAACGUGCUGCUGGACGUGAAGGAGCUGGGCCGGGGGAUGGAGCUGCUGCGGCGGGAGUGCGGGCAGCACGAGAGCGCGGUGCUGCGCGGCUUCCUGGGCGGCAGCGAGGGGCAGCUGGAGCGGCUGCAGCGCGACGCGCGCACGGCCGAGGACGCCUACAACACCGUGGUGCGGUAUUUCGGCGAGAGCCCCAAGACGACCCCCCCGUCCGUCUUCUUCCCAGUCUUUGUCCGAUUCAUCCACUCUUACAAGGACGCGGAGCAGGAGAACGAGACUCGGAAGAAGCAGGAGGAGGUGAUGAGGGAGAAGCUGCUGGCACAGGAGGCUAAGAAGCAGGAGAAGCGGAACAAGUGGCAGCAGCAGGAGCUGAUCGCCGAGCUGCGGCGGCGCCAGGCCAAGGACCACCGGCCCAUGUACGAGGGCAAGGAUGGCACCAUCGAGGACAUCAUCACUGCGCUGAAGAGCGUCCCCUUCACUGCCCGCACGGCCAAGCGGGGCUCCCGCUUCUUCUGCGACCCGUCCCACCACGACGAGUCCAGCUGUUAGGAUCCCAGCCCGAAGGUGGAUCCGCCUGUAGCCGAGCAAGGCUGAGGAGCCCGAGCGGGGGGGGCAGGGGAAGCCUGGGGCUGCCUCAGUUUCCUCUCCUCACCCCCCUCUGCCCCCCAGGUGCCCAGAGAGGCUCCUGCCCUAACACCAUGUGGGAACAGGGCCAAAAUGUCCUCGUGCCACCAUGCUGAUGAGUUACAUCCCUGUGCCCGGGGAGACCCUGCACCCAGAGCACCCCCUGCCCACCCAAGGCAGAGGCCAAAUCCGUCUGUGGUGGGGCCCCAGCAUCGGGAGCUGAUCUGUGGGGUGCCCCCUCCCCAUCGGGGUCCCCUUAUCCCCGGGGGGCUCACUGCCCCAGAGCCCCCACCCCCAC
Molecule: messenger RNA, 3448 nt
Organism: Ficedula albicollis (Collared flycatcher)
Lineage: Eukaryota; Metazoa; Chordata; Aves; Passeriformes; Muscicapidae
Gene: FMNL3
Product: formin like 3
Exons: 27
Coding region: 1-3075 (1024 amino acids)
Biological process (GO): cell migration; regulation of cell shape; cortical actin cytoskeleton organization
Cellular component (GO): cytosol
Molecular function (GO): actin filament binding; small GTPase binding
Source: RefSeq, a predicted model, not a curated record